AUGGCUAAUAUUUUGAAACGUUCUUUUACAAGCAGCGCUGCAAAAGCUGCUUAUAAUAGUAAAACGUUAACAAUAGGAUUAAUUCCAGCUGACGGAAUAGGACGAGAAGUAAUUCCUGCAGCAAGGCAGGUACUUGAAGCUCUUCCAAGUGACGGGCCUAAGUUUAAUUUUAUACACCUUGACGCUGGGUAUGAACACUUUAAGAAAACUGGCACAGCUUUACCAGAAGAAACUGUAGAGAGGCUAAGAACCGAAUGUGAUGGAGGUUUAUUUGGUGCCGUUGGCUCUCCUUCAUUCAAAGUUGCUGGGUAUUCAUCACCAAUUGUUGGCCUAAGAAAGAGGCUAGAUUUAUAUGCAAACGUUCGACCUAUUGUUUCGGUCAUUUCCAAUAAAGUACCAAAUGAAAAACCCGUUGAUAUGUUGAUAAUUCGAGAAAAUACCGAAUGUUUGUAUAUAAAACAAGAGCGACAAGAAAUCGAUUCCUCAACUGGCCUCAAAGUCGCAUGGGCUGACCGAAAAAUCUCGGAAUAUGCGUCCCGAAGAUGUGGGAAAAAGGCAUUUGAAAUGGCCUUGGCGAGAGAUAAGAUUCGACAAGAUAUACCAAUUGAAAAACGAGUAUGGAAAGGAAAACCUCAAGUUACUGUUGUACAUAAAUCGAAUAUUAUGAGUAUCACGGAUGGACUUUGGCGUGAAACAAUACAAAAUGUCAAGAAGGAAAAUAAUAAAUAUGAUAAUGUGGAUUUGACCGAGCAGUUGGUUGAUUCCAUGGUGUAUCGUUUAUUCAGAGAACCACAUCUAUUUGAUGUGGUAGUUGCACCAAACUUAUAUGGAGACAUUAUUAGCGACGGAGCUGCAGCGCUAGUUGGAAGUUUGGGUGUGGUUCCAAGUGCCAAUGUAGGUGAUAAAUUUGUGGUGGCUGAACCAGUACAUGGAUCGGCUCCAGAUAUCGCAGGCCAACACAAAGCAAAUCCGGUCGCCACAAUUCGUAGUGCUGGAUUACUAUUGGAAUAUAUUGGAUUCCCGGAACAGGCUCUCCUAAUUUAUCGCGCAGUUGAUAAAGUAUUGGUAGAUGGAAAAGUGUUAACUUUUGAUUUGGGCGGAACAGCAACAACAGAGCAAGUUACAGAAGCGAUUAUUAAGGAGCUAUAA
Ambispora leptoticha is the source of this 1149-nucleotide messenger RNA. Lineage: Eukaryota; Fungi; Glomeromycota; Glomeromycetes; Archaeosporales; Ambisporaceae. The record is from the annotation of a GenBank genome assembly.